UCAAAUGUUUUUGAUUUUUGACAGUCACGCGCGAAACUUCAUUCAUGAACGUAAAGAAGUAUAUUUUUGAUUAUCUUUAAUUUGUACAAAAUUGUGACAAAAUAAUAAUAACGAAUGCUAGUUCUCCACCUACAAAUCUUUUAAUAUCAAGAUCCUUAUCAGAUAUAAAUAUAACCUGCUCAAGAUGCCUUUAGUGACUAAAAUUCGUCUAUUUCGUAGUAAUUAUACAAUUUGUUACAUGUCUGAGGAAUUUUUCGUAUUUCCGGACAAGAAGUAUUACGAUAAUAUUGGUGUAAAACCCGGGGAUGCUUGGGAAAUCGACAUAGAACGAUGUGAUGGUGACCGUGAAUCAAAGACCGUGAAAUUUUUUGCAAAUGCAUUAUUUCUGCAGCCUUUUGUGAGAGAAUGUUUGAUUUCUGAUGUUUAUAGGACUAAUGUGGUUAAUCAUUGGAACAAGCGUUGUGGGAACCCAGAGAAUGGAACUGUUGUUUUAAAAUUAAUUCUGAAACCACCAGAUUCAGAAGUUAUAGAUUAUGCAUGGAAUGAAAAAAUACUGAGACUGGUAUGGAGCAGGGUAGAAAUAGAGAAUGCAUUUUCCUGGCUGUCCACUCUUGGUGGUGCCUAUUCAGCUCUUGGAGAUUACUUCGAAGAUUGUGCAGAAGAAGCAGGGAGGAUAUCCAUACGCCAAUACAAGCUCUCCCAAAUGCUUGGAGACGACGCUUUAGCGGCCAGAAGCAAGCUCUACUCCGCACUCUCCUACGCUCAGAAAGGCAAACUCAAGCUGUCAAGGCAUAUCGUGAGGAAUGUCCACGCAUUCGGCAGACUUACCCAUGAUAAGAGGUUGGUACGUAUGUGCCAAGGCGUUUGGGCGAAACUGAAGUAUCUAAGGGCAAUUAAGAAUAAUUCUGGGAAGGGUGGAGGUAACGGGAAAAUUGUGUAAUAAUUAGAGCUAAUACAGCAGUGUAUUCUAAAUGUGAAUUGUCAUAAUAAUUUUACUGUCCGUAACAGCAUUUGUGUGAAUUAAUGAAUAUGAAAAAAAUACAUCAUUAUUUAAAAUCAGCAUGUUCAAUAGCUACAUGCUGUAAUUCAAUAAGGAAAAUAUAUAUUUUUCCUGAAAGAUUUAGGUCCUUACAAUUAGGGCCGAAACAGAUGGGACUGCAAUGUGCAAUCUAUACAGAUUGCAAUUGGUUUGCAGUCCCAUCUGUUUCACCCCUAACAUGUCUAUUGAUUAAUUUGUUAACUGUGUAAUAAAUCUUUGUUAAGUUUUUAUUUACUUAUUUAUAAAGCAGUAUGCAAUACCUAUGAUGCAAUGUUAUAUUUGUAUUUUUGAUGUAUCAUCAUUAGCUCAAUGAUGACCAUUAUUGUUAAUAGCUCUAAUUUUCUGAAAUUAAAACAGGUAACAUAAAAAGUGGUCACAAUGAAUUUAUAUGCAUUUAACAUUAUUAACAUAAGAAAAUCACUUUGGGACCCUUUAUGUAGGAAAAAUUUGGUAAACUUAAAUAUCUGAAAUAACUCUCAAUCCUGAACUUUAUCGCAAGUGCAUUAAGAAUUUUAGUCUAAUAAUUAUCACAUAUAUCAGAUUGUGGAUGGUAAAAGGAAGUCUAGUCAUGUGGCGACAGGUAAAAUGCUAAAAGUUAAAACCUUGUUUACGAUGAUGUCUGAAUUAUCCUCAAUUUAUAUAACAUCUGUGUUCAUCUGUUAUUUUAUUGGUGCUGUAAAUAAAGUUAUUGAU
Molecule: messenger RNA, 1732 nt
Organism: Leguminivora glycinivorella
Lineage: Eukaryota; Metazoa; Arthropoda; Insecta; Lepidoptera; Tortricidae
Exons: 3
Coding region: 185-940 (251 amino acids)
Source: RefSeq, a predicted model, not a curated record